UAUUUUUUAACUCCUCAGAGUCAAAGAGCCCACCAUGAAGCUGUUCUUAGUUCUCACACUCCUCGCGGCGGUUUUCUGUGGAGGUUCUGAAUCCCGCACAGUUGUGGAAUCGCCUGCCCAGAGUAAUGUGUUGGAAGACUUCCAGUCCGACUACCCCGUGGGCGACGCCCGGUGGUGCAUGGACAGGGCCAGAAAGAACAAGUUCGAUCUUAACAGAUUUGAGGUUCUGCCAGGCCUCGGCUGGGACAACCUGCGUAACGUGGAGGCCGGGAUGGUGGUGUCGUACAACUUCACUCAGUGCAAGGUCACGGACGAUGGCCGCUUUCUCAUCCCUGACAGUGUGUUCACGGUGCCAAUCAAGUCUAGCACUGUGCAGUCCUUCGCUGAGGUGAUCGACACUUGGCUCAACACUUCGUCCACGACUUCGCACACUGUGAACGUCCAGGCUAGUCUGUCUCUUUCUAAGUUCGCUGCCAGCGGUUCCUUCUCCUAUGAACACACGCACCUCAAGUCCAAACAGGUGGAAGAUGCGGCUGUGACAGUGAGAGUGCAGCUGCGAUACAGUAGGUACGAGUCAAAACUGCAGCCUGACCCAGUUCUGAGUCCAGGCUUCAAAAGUCGCCUCCUGGAGAUGGCUGCGAGCAUAGAACUGAACAACACUGACCAGGCGCGCUACGAUGGUCAACUGCUGGUCAGAGACUAUGGUACUCCUCUGACAGUAAGACAGACACAAGUUAUAAUAAACAAGUCACCAACUCCUACAUCAAGGCCCACGGAGGUCCUUUGCUUGGCGCUAAUGCCACAGCAGAGAAGUGGAUAGCUGGCGUGGAUUUGAACCUGGUACCAGUGGACAGGGCGGGUGAGCCUCUCUACUUUCUGGUCACAGAACGCAUGCUCCCUGAGCUGCCACGGGGAACGGUCGCCGAGCUGGAAAAAGCCUGCCCUGCCAAUUUCUACGCUCUCCGUCUCUUCACGGACCUUCAAGUCUGCCUCAGCGACGACUUUGAGCUCUCCUCUGGACAGUCGAUGCCUUUUGGGGGAUUCUUUAGCUGCGAUUCUGGGAACCCACUGUCGACGGGUCCUGUCCAUCCGGUUUCCUCCUCCGGCACACUCAAGGCCGACGCUCGUCCAUCCCUGGGUGCCUUCAUGGCCAGCAAUAACGGAAAUGACCACAAGUCCAACCAGAAGUGCCCCCAUGGAUACAGCCAGCACAUUGCAACGACAGUGCAAGGCUGCUCCGUCCACUACUGUAUCCUGUCUGGCUUCCUGUCCGGCCCCCUGACCCCGCCUGUGAAGCGUCCUCCGUACAUUGACCCGCCCUCUGUGCCGGCCGUCGCAGAAGACAACCUCCUCAUGUUUGACCUCAACUCACAGACGUGGCUGAAGAAUGAGAAGGCACGAGAGUACCAGACUGUUCUCAUGACCAAACUCAACGUGGCUUCCCCGGAGGAAGCGGAAAUGAAACUCAGUCAAACAACUGGCGGAAGCGGCUUGUCAGUUGGUGCAGCUGCGGGAAUCUCUGUCGCAGUGACGUUGGCCUGUGUUGCUAUAGCAACGGUUGUCGUUGUGGUUGUUCAGAGGCGGCGCUCCAAAGGGCGGGGAACAUACCGGCGUCUGGUGGAGGAGUCCUUCGAGCCGCGCAGUAACUACGGCUCUGCUGCUCCGGGUUCCUCGGACGUUCCAGGGACGGUUGUCUCCGUGGACUAGAGACACGCCUAAGCUGUGCCAGAAAGUCGAAAGCGAUCAUUAUUAUUGUUGAUGUUGAUAUUGGCUUCUGCAUUCCACCCCAUCAUGGAUUCACCUUCCUCCCCCCCCCCCCCCUCCCAA
Molecule: messenger RNA, 1827 nt
Organism: Aplysia californica (California sea hare)
Lineage: Eukaryota; Metazoa; Mollusca; Gastropoda; Aplysiida; Aplysiidae
Product: macrophage-expressed gene 1 protein
Source: RefSeq, a predicted model, not a curated record